Tremella mesenterica DSM 1558 is the source of this 504-nucleotide messenger RNA. RefSeq lists its product as uncharacterized. NCBI's taxonomy places the organism in Eukaryota, Fungi, Basidiomycota, Tremellomycetes, Tremellales, Tremellaceae. Bases 53 to 478 code for a protein of 141 amino acids. The transcript is spliced from 5 exons. Gene Ontology annotation, cellular component: membrane; endoplasmic reticulum. The record is from RefSeq and is a predicted model, not a curated record. Gene Ontology annotation, molecular function: protein-macromolecule adaptor activity.
GUAAGCUACAAGUCAGUAGAUCAGUAGACACAGGAUACAAGGAAUAAGGAGUAUGAGCAUCAUGUCAUAUAUAAACCUACCCCCUACUCCCUCACAAGGAGGUUUACUACCAUAUUGGUUAUUGUUCACUGCCGCUGCUUCGGUGUAUAAUACCGGUCAAGCUUAUUUCGCAAGUUGGCAAUCUAGGGAAGUAUAUUCUGGUAAAGCUACAGAGAUGACACCCCUCGCUUCGAGAUUAUUCGGAACGUGGACUUUAUUAGCUGCUGCUAUUCGAUUCAGAGCUGCUUAUGAUAUUUCAAGUCCCGCAAUGUACGAUCUCGUCAUGGCUAAAUUCGCCAUUGCUACCAUACAUUUUUGGUCGGAGAUGCUCAUUUUCGGAAGUGUGAAAUUGAACAGAGCAUCUAUAGGACCUUUGGUCAUUGGUACCGGUAGUCUCGUUUGGUGUUUGACACAAAGGAAUUAUUAUCUCGGUUUAUAAUAUGCAUACAACAAAUUAUGGGCUUG